GUUCGGCGGCCCCGUCCGGCUUUCCCGCCCUCGUUCUUAAUCUCGGAUCGCGGGGGCAGAGCCCGGGCCCCGGUGGGCGGGCCGCACCGCGAGGGAGGGUCCCGCAGAACUCGCCCGUCCCUCCCGUUCUCCGGGGGCGACGACGCAGGGCUCUGGAGUGGGGCAUUUACUGACCACACACCCGGGCUCCGGGGCAGGCGCGUCUGGGUUUUGCUUACGUGGCCAGGACAGUGGGCUGGGCAAACUCUGGCUUCCUACUUGGGUCGCUUGUGUGACCCGGCCGGUUGCAGGACCUCCGACCCUCAGUAUUUCCCGCCGGCGCAUCCGUGAGGGUGUGCACUGGGGCAUCUCGUCUGCUGGCUGGCACUCAGAGCCUGUACUGGUCUGUCCCCCCAGUGGCUGUAGGCUCUGAACCCGCCUGGAUGGAGGCGGGGAGUCCUCCCUUGAGCACGGCCAGGCCCUGCUAGGCAGGGCCAGGAACACAGAUGAGGCAGUGUUCCUAGGAAGCUGCGGUUUCACGGAACCAGGAGCCUCUUGCGGGCUUCAGUCAGCGUUUGCCCCGGCCUUUGUAAAGGGCGUCUGAAUGGCACUGUUUCCGGGUGUGACUCCUUCCCGGGCUUUCUGAUCACGCUGGAAUGAAACCCAGCUCUCUUCUCUGGCUCCCACCUUCAGGGCCUCGGGAACACCCGUGUGCAGUCAGCGUCCACAUGGCACUCUGAAAACACUUGGGCUCGAACCAUGAACCUCGACAUCCAGUAUCAGGAGCUGAGUGACGCCCGGUGGACAGAGCUCCUGCCUCUGAUGCAGCAAUGCGAGGUGGUCAGGCUGGAGGACUGUGGCCUCACGGAGGAGCGGUGCAGGGACAUCCGCUCUGCCCUCCAGGCCAACCCCUCCCUGACCGAGCUGAACCUUUGCACUAGCAAGGUGGGCGACGGCGGGGUGCACCUGGUGCUCCAGGGCCUGCAGAGUCCGGCCUGCAAGAUCCGGAAGCUCAGCCUCCAGAACUGCUGCCUGACCAAAGCCGGCUGUGGGGUCCUGCCCGGCGUGCUGCGCUCCUUGCCCACCCUGCGGGAGCUGCAGCUCAGCAGCAACCCGCUGGAGGACGAGGGCCUGCAGCUGCUGUGCGAGGGCCUCCUGGACCCCGAGUGCCACCUGGAGAACCUGCAGCUGGAGUAUUGCAACCUGACAGGCGCCAGCUGUGCGUCCCUGGCCUCGGCGCUCAAGGCCAAGGAGCACUUCAAGGUGCUUGUGGUGAGCAACAAUGCGAUGGAGGAGGCCGGCGUGCGGGUGCUGUGCCAGGGCCUGGUGGACUCUGCCUGCCAGCUGGAGGUGCUCAGGCUGGAGAACUGCGGCCUCACGGCAGCCAGCUGUGAGGACCUAUGUAGGGUCGUGGCAGCCAAGCCCUCGCUUCAGAUCCUGGACCUGGGGGACAACAAGCUGGGUGACGAGGGCAUCGCCACGCUGUGCUCGAGCUUGCUGCAGUCCAGCUGCCAGAUCCAGGUCCUGAGGCUCUGGGACUGUGACAUCACCAUCACGGGCUGCAGAGACCUGUGCCGCGUCAUCAGGGCCAAGCAGAGCCUGAAGGAGAUAAGCCUGGCGGGCAACGUGCUGGGGGACGAGGGGGCCCGGCUGCUGUGUGAGGGCCUCCUGGAGCCCGGCUGCCAGCUGCAGACCUUGUGGGCGAAAUACUGCAGCUUCACGGCCGCCAGCUGUGCCUCCUUCGGAGAGGUGCUGGCCCAGAACAAGGGCCUCACGGUGCUGCAGCUGAGCAACAACAAGCUAGGCGACGCGGGCGUCCGGGACCUGUGCCAGGGUCUGCGCCAGCCAGGUGCCGUGCUGCGCGAUCUGGGCCUGGGGGACUGCGAUGUGGCUGAUGAAGGCUGCGCCAGCCUGGCCUCGCUCCUGCUGGUCAACCACAGCCUGCGGGAGCUGGACCUCAGCAACAACUGCAUGAGCGAGCAGGGCGUCCGGUGGCUGAUGGAGAGCGUGGAGCAGCCCGGCUGCACACUGGAGCAGCUGGUCCUCUACGACAUCUACUGGUCGGAGAAGAUGAAUGACGACAUGUAUGCCCUGGAGGAGCGCAAGCCCGGCCUGAGGAUCAUCUCCUGAGCCCGGCCGCGCCCUCCCGAGGGCCUCCUAGCUUUGAACCAAGAGAUGCUCUCAGCUCACUAAUGCAAGAAAGUUCUAGACACUUUAUUAAAGCACUUUUUUUGGCAGGA
Messenger RNA from Neogale vison (American mink), 2219 nucleotides. RefSeq names its product ribonuclease/angiogenin inhibitor 1 (gene RNH1). The coding region runs from base 739 to 2109 and encodes 456 amino acids. Gene Ontology annotation, cellular component: cytoplasm. NCBI's taxonomy places the organism in Eukaryota, Metazoa, Chordata, Mammalia, Carnivora, Mustelidae. Gene Ontology annotation, molecular function: protein binding. The record is from RefSeq and is a predicted model, not a curated record. The transcript has 10 exons. Gene Ontology annotation, biological process: positive regulation of inflammatory response.